UGAAUUUCCCUCUGUCCUGUUUCACUGUGCAGUCUGUCUGUCUUUCCCUCUGUCCUGUCUCACUGUGCAGUCUGUCUGUCUUUCCCCCUGUCCUAGAGCAGCAGUGAACAACUACUCAUAGAUACUCAGUCACAGAGAAUACUACAUAGAAACGAACAACACAUUGUAGACACCAGACCAGUGAUGGGUAUUUUUUAUCGAAACAGAACUCAAAGAGCUUUCAGAAAUCUGUCUCUGAUCCUGUUGAGUAUUUCUGUCUCUCUGCUCCUGUGGACAACUAGCAGACACUCAAUCUCCUCUCACAGAAGCCCUCUGAUUGCUCUGGACUUGCCUCCCGGCUAUGCUGCCGACCUGCCAGCCUGCUCUGCCAUCAUCCGGGGAGAUGUGGAGGGUCUGGAGAAGGAGCAGCUUAGUCUCCUGUUGAAAUCCAAGAAGAAGAGCCAGCUGCUGUCGGAGGCGUUCUAUCAAAAUGUGACUCAGGACUGUCAUAGGUACAUCACAGAUAGAGGGUUUAUCACCGUUCCUGUCAGCCAGGAAGAGAAUAACUUCCCCAUUGCUUUCUCCAUGGUGGUCCAUGAGAAGAUUGAGAUGUUUGAAAGGCUGUUGCGUGCCAUCUACACUCCUCAGAACGUCUACUGUGUUCAUGUGGACCAGAAAACAUCUGAUAACUUCAAGAGUGCAGUAAGUUCUAUCGUGUCCUGUUUGCCCAAUGUGUUUCUGUCCAGUAAGAUGGAGAGUGUGGUCUACGCAUCCUGGUCCAGAGUGCAGGCUGACCUGAACUGUAUGGAGGAUCUGCUGAAGUCACCUGUCCAGUGGAGAUACCUGCUGAACACCUGUGGAACAGACUUCCCCAUUAAGACCAACGCUGAGAUGGUUCAGGCCCUCAAGCUGCUGAAUGGGAAGAACAGCAUGGAGUCAGAGACGACCAAUGACUACAAGAAGGGCAGAUGGCAGUUCCAUCACAACGUCACUGACAGAGUGGUCCGGACGGAGGUUAAGAAAAGCCCGCCACCAAUCAGCACCCCCAUGUUCUCUGGCAAUGCCUACUUUGUGGUGUCCAGGGCCUUUGUCCAUCAUGUGAUGGAGUCUCAGGAGGUCCAGGCACUGCUGGAGUGGGAGAAAGACACCUAUAGUCCAGAUGAACACCUGUGGGCCACUCUGCAACGAAUGCCCUAUGUACCAGGCUCCAUCCCACCCAACAGUAAGUAUGAACUGUCAGAUAUAAACGCCAUAGCCAGGUUAGUGAAGUGGUCAUACCUGGCUGGUGAUGUGAGGAGUGGAGCUCCGUACCCUCCCUGUUCUGGGGACUACAGGAGAGCUGUGUGUGUCUAUGGGGCUGGAGACCUACAGUGGCUCCUAAAGCAUCACCACCUCAUUGCUAACAAGUUUGACCCUGAGGUGGAUGAUGUGGCUAUCAGGUGUCUGGAAUCAUACCUGCGCUUCAAAUCAACACACAAAGAAACACUAAGGAAUGUGGAAUCUGGCUGUAACUGACUCAAAGUAAGGAACAUCAUAUGUUCUAAAUACAUUAAUGUACUUUCAUUUAAAAUAUAAUUUGGAUUGUGGUAUAUUGUAGUAUUGUCCUGUAAUUGAGUUAAAUCGAGGUUUGAGUUGUACAUACAUCAAGGAAUUAUUGUGACAGUGUUUUAAAAUGUUGUGACUGUUGUUACAGU
Molecule: messenger RNA, 1673 nt
Organism: Esox lucius (northern pike)
Lineage: Eukaryota; Metazoa; Chordata; Actinopteri; Esociformes; Esocidae
Product: beta-1,3-galactosyl-O-glycosyl-glycoprotein beta-1,6-N-acetylglucosaminyltransferase 3-like
Exons: 1
Coding region: 184-1494 (436 amino acids)
Cellular component (GO): membrane
Molecular function (GO): acetylglucosaminyltransferase activity
Source: RefSeq, a predicted model, not a curated record